AUGGUGGCUCGGCCGUACCAUUACGUCUCAUCUUCUAAGAAGGAAUUACUGGAUGCUCCGGAUCCGAUACAGGGAGCUGUUCACCCUGAGGAACUACUACAGUCUAAAGACAGAGGGGCCCAAGCCACCAAAGGUGACAUCAUGAACCUGAUGGUUCACAUACACACCUUCUUCCAUGCCAACCUGGCAGUGGUACAGGAGGAACUAAUGGCAGUCACAGACAGGGUAAAAGCAAUGGAGAAAGAUGUGUCCUCCCUCUCUCAGCACCAAGCAGAUGUAGUGGAGCAGAUCAGACACCUACAGGCCUCACAUAAGGCUAUACAGGCCCGACUGGAGACUAUGGAUGAUGCGCGUCUGUGCAACAACCUCAAAAUUUAG
Molecule: messenger RNA, 378 nt
Organism: Pelobates cultripes (western spadefoot toad)
Lineage: Eukaryota; Metazoa; Chordata; Amphibia; Anura; Pelobatidae
Source: the annotation of a GenBank genome assembly